UCGUGUAAGCAUAAGGCGGACGCAGAAGUUGUUUCCGUUAAAUAAUAAUAAUUAGAUCAUAUAUUUUCGUGAAAAUGAGUGCUACUGCAGCUUCUCUACCUUGCCCUUUGUGUGCUCAUUGUAGUGUUUUUGAAUCAGUUCAAGCUUUAAGAGACAGAUUGAUCUACGUCUCCACAAACAAAAUAUUGUGUCCGGUAUGUCAAGAAGAAGUUUCAGGAUUAGAUAAGUUGACUAUUCAUUUAUUUAGUCACGUGAAAAUUAUAAAUAUGAAAAAAUACGAUGAUCAGCAGCAAAAAUUGGAUAUACAAAAUACUUUAAUUGAUGAGAAGCAACGUGUUACAACAGCUCAACAGAAGAAACCUAGACCAACGUCUAAAAAUAAAGCACCUUCAUCGGUAGCUGCCACACCAGUGAAGUACGUAAAAAUUUAUCCCAAAUUACCAGUUGUAUCUAUGAAUACAUUACCAGUUAUAGAUGUGUCACAUAUUGGAACUACCGAGGAGAACUCAUUGACAACAUUACAAGCAAUAAAGUCGAGUACAUUGGUUAAAACCAACACUACUUGCGAUGUUUGUGGAUUACAAUUUGUAAACGCUGAUAUUUUAAAAAUGCAUCGAUGCCUUAUUCACAAUAUUGACGAAAAUGCAAAUCAAAAUAUUACUCGAUAUCAAUGUCAUUUGUGCCCUAAAAAUUUCAAAAUGAGAGGAUCCCUUAUGGUCCAUUUGAGGGUAGCACAUUAUGGAUUUCUUUCUGGGUAUAGCAGUGACACAAAGACAGAAAAAGAAGGACAAAAUGGAAUAAGUAAUGAACAAAGUUCUGAACAUAAAGUUAUGCUAUUACAAAGAAAUGAAAAUAAACAAUGGCAAUGCGACGUAUGUAGAAAAAGUUUUACUACUAAAUACUUUCUCAAGAAACAUAAGCGUCUUCAUACAGGUGAAACCCCGUAUUCUUGUUCCCAAUGCAAUAAGACAUUCACGUUUCAACAAUCGUACCAUAAACAUCUUCUGUACCACAAUGAUGAAAAGCCUCAUAGCUGUAACUAUUGCGGGCGAGCUUUUAAAGAGUUAUCCACUCUACACAAUCAUCUAAGAAUUCAUACAGGAGAAAAACCAUUUUCUUGUGAAACUUGCGGGAAAUGUUUUCGCCAGAGAGUUUCUUAUUUAGUACAUAGAAGGAUACACACUGGUGUUAUGCCAUAUAAAUGUACAGCAUGUGAGAAAAGCUUUCGGUACAAAGUAUCUCAACGGACCCAUAAAUGUUCUUCAAAGCCACCAGGCACAGUAAUUAGACAAUCAGGAGAUCUCGUUGAGAAACUUAAAAAAAAGCAAGGAGUAUCCGAAGAUUUUUUGGUUGUACAUGCAGAGCCGUCAACUGGGUCAACAAAUUAUUUAGAAGUUUCCGAAGCAAAUGCUGAGUUAGUCCGUACCGGCGCUAAGUUAUCAUGGGAAGAUAUGGAAUCGGAUAAUUUCACUUUAAUAGCGGACACAUACAAUACCAAUAAACACGAAGACCAUAAUAAGGAAGCUUCUUGUUCUACAGUACAGUUGACUAAUAAUCAAAUUAGCGAAAAUACACACAAGAAAACAUUUGAUUCAAAUUUGGAUGCAUUGAUCGAUACCAUUCCAGCCACCGAUAAAAGUAUCCCUUCUCCAUCCGAAAUUCUUAAGAAAUUAUGUUUAUCGAAAGAAGAUGAUAUUUUAAACAUACUAGAAGACCCUGAAAGCGAUAAAAACUAUGAUUUAUACAAGGAUUUCGAAGUAUUUAUGUAAGAAUAUUGGUAAGUCCCGUAAGUCAUACCAAUCAUACGUUAAAUAUUGCCAAAUAAUAUUAUAGAUAUGAAAUAAAUUCCAGUAGUAGUCAAUUUUAUCUAUCAACAG
Chilo suppressalis (striped riceborer) is the source of this 1877-nucleotide messenger RNA. The record is from the annotation of a GenBank genome assembly. Lineage: Eukaryota; Metazoa; Arthropoda; Insecta; Lepidoptera; Crambidae.